Messenger RNA from Corapipo altera (White-ruffed manakin), 7604 nucleotides. RefSeq names its product neuroglobin (gene NGB). The coding region runs from base 5243 to 5671 and encodes 142 amino acids. The record is from RefSeq and is a predicted model, not a curated record. Gene Ontology annotation, molecular function: oxygen binding; heme binding. The transcript has 4 exons. NCBI's taxonomy places the organism in Eukaryota, Metazoa, Chordata, Aves, Passeriformes, Pipridae.
UUACUAAUGGAUUGGGAAGUGCUUUGUGAUAUGACAUGGUACAUCAUUCUCCUCAAGACAGAAACUUAGUAUUUAUUCAACACUUAGGCUUCUUUGACUCUAGAGUUUGCAGGUGCAAAAUUCCUCACUGAACUGGAAAAUCAUUUUUGACAAAGCCCCAAAACUAGAAUGGCUUAGAUAGGUGAGGAGGAGAAGACCUCAAGCAGGAAAGGAUCCUGCACGUAGAACGAAUAACACAUGGGGUUUGCUAUGAGACCAGAUGGCUGAAUGCAAAGCUGAAAGGUGGGAAUGCUGGCACAGCCCUGCCAUGAAGAAAUGGGUGCAAUGAAAUAUAAAAUCUUUAUUUUAAAAGAUCAUGUAAAAAAUGCUAUUCCUGUAGACAACCACUGUACAUCAAAUGUUUGUAGGAGAUGGCCUAAUCAAUAGUGUCAAUUCAAAGUGCACAAAGGAGGGAGAGAACAGACGGAGUGGAGAUCAGAGAGAAGACGAUCAAUGACAAAUCAGAAAUCAGCACCCGCAGCGCUUCUGAAACAAGUCAAACUCAGCAGGGAAACUACAGAGGAGGGUCCACAGGGAGUAAAGCAUCCUUUCACCAAGCUUUUGCCAUGAUGUUUCAGCAGCUGAAGGAUGAUCCAGUCCAGAAGCAUAAGGACAAUCAGAGGAAGACCCAAGACCAUGUGCACCAUUCCUAGGUAGGACAGAAGCCAGGUAACUGUGCUAACAUGUUAUCAGGCAUAUUAGCUAGAGCACCAUGCUAAGCAAAUGAGGCUGGAGAGCUUUGGGACCACAGGUGCUUGCAUCCCACCAGCUUGGAAUGCGUGCACAUCUGUAGUUGUGUCUUAGGACCAAAUUCGUCUUGUGUGUCAAGACUGACAUGGUUGAUACACUCUGUGAACUCACUUUGGUAGAGUGACUUACAAAAGGCAGAGGUUGCUUCUUGGAAGAUCAGCCUGGUAGUGAUGGAUUAUCACUGUGCUAGAGAGCACAAGGUGAGUAACAACUGGGAUAAGGUCUGAGCAUCUUUUAAGUGCCAGACCUGAUCCAACAACUUUGUGUGGUCACCUUUGGCUUCUCUCACCACUUCAUGCCCUCUCAUCCUUGUAAUGUUUUCACCUGCCUGUACAAAUGUUCCCUAGCUGGCCACAGGAGAUUCAAGAUAAACCUGGCAAUGUCUAGUAGCAAGUUGAAGUCAAAAGGAGUUUUCAUUUUAUUCUGCUACUGAAUCCUCUCCCACACAUUGCACCUUCUCCCUCUGCCUAUCCCUCUUCUCUUAGCCCAGAUCCCCAAGGUUGGUAGUGCUGCCCUGUUCUCUCCACAGUUGUGGUGGCAGCCAGCAAGCUCUGCAGCUUGCCUUAAUCAUUUUAUGGAGAAGAUUAUUCCCUCCUGCAUUGCUUUUGAUUCUUGUUAUGCAACUGUAUUUCGUGACUUGCUUUGCUACUGAGCUGUGCCACACCAUGGCCUGAGGGGAUAGCUUGAGAAGACUGCUGGGAGCAUUGCAUGAGUUCUGAUCCCACCUGAGGAUGGGGAUGGGAGUCUGGGAAAAACAGGAGCUGUCAUGGUCUGAGGUUUUCAGACUGGGGACAAGGGGAAAGAAGGGGAUUAGGCAAGCCCAGGAGUCUAUAUAAAAAGUGAGCAGGGAGCCUGAGGCAGCUAGAUCAGAGUGUCAUUAUGCAUGAAGACUCACAGGUGUAGAAUUGGAAAUGAGCACAAAUUCAAAGGGGAAUAUGGGUUUGUUAGUGCAGCAGCUGGGAUGAAAAUUGAUGAUGCCACAGCAGCACAUGCAAAGCAGUUGUUCCUGGGCCAGGCGGAUAGGGCCUCUCUGGGCAGGAAGGAUUGUUCUCCAGGUGCUGUGAACCCUGACUUCAGUGCUGGGGACUGGCAUUUGUGAGCUUAUUCUUAGUUCUGUCACACGGUUUUAUGAGAUCGGGCAAGUUUCUUUCCAUGUGGGAAAACUGAGACAGAGAACAAGUGAAGCUGACACUUGGCAAGGGCAGUUAGGAGUGUUGGUACUGUAACUUGAAGGGGCUAUAGAUUACAAUAACGAGACUCACUGCAAACUAAAAACAUAAAUUUGUGUUCUCCUAAAGCACAAAAGAGUGUUACCAUCCUCGUUGCAUGUCAGUGAGUUUCUCCAGAAACUCCCCUUUCUCCAAGUAGUCUACAGAUGAUUUUGGAGCAGUCUGUGCUGCUGACUCAGUUGUUUUUCACUCAUGAGAGUUCUAGGGAUGGUCUUGUAGAAAUCCAAGAACAGCUCAGAAAAGAGCUGAGCUGCCAGGUUAGGUGCAUGAAGCCAAGGGAGCUGGAAAGCAUUGCAGGAAACCCUCCCACCAUGGAAACAUUUGCUGUGGUCAACCUCUUGCUGAGAUUCUCAUGCUUGAAGGCUCACAAAACAUUUGGAACAAGAAGGGAGGUUUCCUUGUUUGUUUUUCCUUGUACUUUAAAUCCUCUCUGGACUCCACUUGUGCUCUCAGAACCUCAGUGCUCUGACAGCAGGAGAAACUCCACUGACAGCCACGUAGCUGCACGGGAGAAGCUGCUUUGCACACAGGGAAGAGCACCGUGUCUCCCAAACCCUUGCUCUUUCAAGUCAUGUGAAUGGUGGUUCAUAUGUUUCUUACCCCUGUCUCCCACAUCAAGUCCCUCCUUGCAGCUCCUUCCUCCUGUGCUGGAAGACCUGUGCUGUACAGGUUAAAAAAUCCUGGCUUUAUUAAGGGAGGGAACAUGUACCAGUGCCAAAAGGCAGCAAAGGGAUGGAUUCACUGUUCAGAGAGUCAGGGAAGGUGGGGAAACUGCUCCUGAAUGUAUCCAGCCCAGAAGGAGCUGUUGCUGGGGGAGGCAGGGAAGAAAUUAAGAGUUUUUAGACUCUGCUGAGUGUCAUACCAGCGUGAGGUUUGGGUGCCAACAGGCGAGUAUGGCCAGCGCAUUGCCCCUUUCAUUAGCUGGGGUACCUGUAUUUCUCAUGAAAGGAAGGCAUGUCAUGCUGAGCACUCUCAUUGCUGCCAUUAUGUCUGGGGUGCUCUGACACUUGAACCUUGUCUGCGUGCGCUCAGCAUGCAGCCACCAUCUGCAGCACAGAGGGAAGGUGCAGGGGGGAAGGCUUGGGACAAGAUUCACCGUUUUCUCUUGCUGUCAUGGCUUCCCUGCUAUUGUCUGAGACACCCUUGCCAUCAGGAACAAUGGCUGAACCUGUACUUUGUUGUUGCCCUGGGGCAGGGUAGCUGAUAUGGUGCCUAUGUGGAUACCAGGAAAGGUGUCCUACAUCCCAACUAAUCUUCAGGAGCUGAUCGCUCUUAACUGCAACAACUUGUUUUUGUGAUAUUUCUCUUCCUCCACUAUCAGCCAGGUCUGAAUGUACUCAAAAUGUUGCUAGGCAAAUACUCAGCCUUGUUUGCUGCUCUGACUUCACAUAUGUGCGUCAACUCUACUCCUCAAUAUCCUGUGACCUGGGAUGACUCUCCAGGAUGGAGAUGAAAGGAUGACUCCUUUCCAGUGCCCCAGCAGCACACCGUUGCCUAUCUGUUCUUCUACCCUUUCUUGUUAGCAGGGCCAGGCUGUACUGUCCAGCAGGCUCUGGUGAAGCUCCACAGCUGUGUGGUUGACAACUGGCUGAAAUGUCAGAGUACCUUGUGCAGAUGACACAAGAUGACACUUCAUGCUCUUUGCUGGCCCGCUCGAUCAGCUGCAAGAUAGAUAAAGGUUAAUGUUUGUGUUGGCACUACUGGGCCAGCAUUUGUCCUGCUCGGAUUAACCCGGUAUUUCCCACUGCUUUCCUAGCUGCCCUUUCAGGCUCCUUGCAGUUUCAGUGGUUAUCAUCACAGUGAUUUAUCAUCACUGCCCAGUGAGAAUGUUCCCUUUGCAACCACACAGCUAAGACGCUGUUUUUAGUGGGAACUUGUCCUGGACCAGAAGAUGGUGGCCAGCAGCAGGAAGCACUGCAGGCUGGCAGUUUGUGUGUUUUGACUCCCCAGCUAUGAGAUGGCCCUUCAUCUCAUGCCUUUUCUUCAUUAUUGAAUGCUUUCAAUUUAUCCCCUGUUCUCUAAGAAUACAGACGUGUAGAGAUGGUAUGCUUUUUGGGGUUUUCUUAGUAUGAAAGGUAAAAUGCUGUAUUUCUAAGAGGAGUCAUGAUUUAGCAGAAGCCAUUUGCAUUUUCCCAGGACUUGGAACCUUUGACAUUAAUUCAGUCUUUUCUAGCAGUGGCAUUUAACACACAGUAUACUUGUGACAUCAUUUGUUUUCUGGCUCAGUGAUCUGACAGUUCAAUGUUUUUGUGAGCUUGUUGGACUCUUCCUUCAAGAGCCCAGCUUUAGGACAGGGUUCUUCAGCCUCCUCUAACCCUUGUGGAGCUUUUCCUAUGCAGCAUCUUGUCUGGUCUGCACUGAGAAUGCGAGGUCUCAAAAUCCUGAGGAAACAGGUAAUUUAUUCUGGCACUUGCAGAGCCAUCUCGGGUGGCUUACUGCUGUCACUGCAGUCAGUGCUGUCACUCUAGCUCUAUAGGAGAAAGGCCCCUGGGAGACAAGCUGGGGUUGAUAAUGUACCAUUGUGCCUUUGAACUUGUCUCCUCCCAGGGAUUAUUUUCAGUACUCCUUUAUGCCUACACUGAGUCAAUAUUUUCUUGGGUUGUGUUAGAGGCUUUUGUCUUCUCUCCUGAUUACAAGAAAUAAGUCUGAUGUACAGAACCAGAACCUGUAACAAGAUCAGCACAGUUGUUAUUUUUGUGCAGACUGCAAUGGUUUCAGUAAUAUUUGUGCUUCUGUAUUGCUUGCAUCCUUCUGAAAACCUUAACUUUCCUGAUUUCUGUUGUACUGCUUGAGACCUCAUUUGCCCCUUCUUGCUUUGUUUCCUCUGUGCUGCCUACAUCCUGGGGCCAAAUUAAGCAGUGUCUGAACAAGAAAGAGAAUCUGUGCAUCCUGAACGCAAUUGACAAAGAUGAUAUGUCUUCCGAUCUGUUAUUAACAACUUUGUCUGGUUUAGCUGUCUUAAUUAGCCUCAAAUUAAAUUCGCACUUUGCAGUGUCUAGACUGCGUCUGCCUAUGGAAAUAGCAGGUGGCUGCGUGGCAUCCAGAGUCUCAGUGGAAGUGGCCAAGAGCAAGAGGAUGGCGGAGCAUCGCUGAGGCCCUCCCAAGCAAAGUUACGCUCAGAAGGAGCUGUGCUGAAUGGUGAGGGAAGUGUCCGGGUCCCGGUGGUUCCCUCGCUGGCACGGCUCUGCGGUGCUGCUUCGCCCGUAAAAUCAGGUCGACGGGAAAUGUCAACCGUGAAUGAGCCGAACUUUCUGUUCUGCCCUGCGGACCCGGGGUUGUUUGACUUGGAUCCUGACCUGUUGCCCCUUUUCCAGUACAACUACAAGCAGUUUGCCAGCCCUCAGGAGUGCCUCUCUGCCCCUGAGUUCCUGGAUCACAUUAGGAAGGUGAUGCUGGUGAUUGAUGCUGCUGUGAGCCACCUGGAGAACUUGUCUUGCCUGGAAGAGUAUCUCUGCAACCUUGGCAAGAAGCACCAGGCAGUUGGUGUGAAGACCGAGUCUUUCUCGACUGUUGGCGAGUCCUUGCUGUACAUGCUGGAGAAAUGCCUUGGCACUGCCUUCAGCCCAGAGGUGCAGGAGGCUUGGAGCAAACUCUACAGUGCUGUGGUGACAGCCAUGCAGCGUGGCUGGGACACCCACCCAGAAGGGGACUAGAUCUUGCCAGCCAUCCUCAUCCCUGACCAUGCAGCAGUCCUGAGCACAGGGAGCACUCACACCACACUCUCUGCCUCUCUGCACUGUCUCUCUCUGUGCACCAGCCCAUUGCUGUCUCCACUAGUCACAUAUGCUUUGGGGCUCUCACACUGAUUCAACCUUGCUUCAACACAUCUCUGCCUUUGCUAAGGGCUGGCAGGGUACGUCCCUGAAGUGAAACCUGGAUGUGCAGCAGCACAGGUAUGCCACCCUGCCCCAAGUUCCUCUGGGCUAGUUGGAGCACCAACACCCAUGUACCUAUUCUGGUUUUUAGCUGGCUCAUCUUCCUUCCUCUGACUACCCACCCUAGUUAGGUGACAGCUGGCAUAGGCCUCUUGGGCUUAUUUGCCCGAGGUCCUAUUUGCUGUGCCUGUACUUGCCAGGUCUGGCACUGCUCACUCCUCCUGCGCUGCUGUGUCUGGUCCAGCUGUGGCAGUGAUGGAUUUGGCUCCCUCCGGGAGCAGGGGCAGGGGCAGCAGAGGUGAGGGCUGGUCACACCAUGGGGCUUUUCCCCCUUUCCCUUCAUCAACACAUCACUAACAUGGUUAAUCCUGGUGCUCUCUUCAGUCUUGCCUCUGCCCUAGAUGGGAUCCAUGGUUUUCCCUGUGUCAGGUUGGCCACAACUCAGUAGGUUUCCUAGGGAUGAUUCAAGUAGUGGUGUCACAUUAGUCUGGGCUGCCAGCUGAAAGGCUUUGUGUUGGUUUGGCCAGUUGGUUUAACCUUAGAGCCACCUGAAAUGCAGCAGCAGUGUCUGUUUACUGCUUUGUGAUGAGGAGAAUAAAAUAAAUACAAGGCAAAGAUGUCUUAAAAUAAAAAUGAAGGUUGCAAUCAUGUCAUGGCAACAGCUUCCAGAAAUUCUGGCUCUUGGCCAGAGGAAGCAUAGCUGGAAUCUUUCUGCUGAUGCUGUCAGAACCUGGAGUGCUUCCCAGCUGCACACAGUAUCCAUGUGCAGAGUUCCUCUCCCUCACAGGAAUGAGAAGAUAGCAUCUGCCAGAAGAAAUCCCAGAAAAUGGCUGAGAAGCAGUACCUGAGGACUCUGGAGGAAGCUGAGCUUGAGCACUUUAAGGAAGUGUUCAUCUUUAUAUGGAAGUCACUGUGGAACAGGCAGAACCAUGUUUCUAGCCAUCACUAGCCCCAGAGCAAGUUUCGGUUACAGGGGGAUGGACAGGAGGAGUCUGGUGUUGAGGGCUGAGAUGGUCCUGUUCUGAAGACACAUUCCUCCAAUACUCAGAUGUCCUCCAGGCUGGGGCAGGAGAAGGCUCCCAAGCCCAUGCCAUGGAGGUAAUGAUGGGUCUCUGAUUUUCUGAUACCAGGCCUGAUAGUAGCCAUGGGCUUCCAGCAAGCAAAGAGCCUUCCAGCUGUGUUUGGUAGGCAAACUGAGAGGUAUUGUAGAUCAGGCAGUGAACAUCCCCAUGUUCAUUGUUCUCCCCAUGGUACCAUGUUCUACCUCUGCAGUGCUACAGUGUGGUGCUGUGCAUUCUGGCCUCUGGCUCUCUCCAUCUGCUGGAUGAGGCGAAGUCCUCCCCAUUCUUGCACCCAGCAAUGAGGGACGGAGGACCCAGGCCUGGAGGGAGGCACUAGCUGUGAUGGCAUGAUAUGGGGUAGGAGGGUUUGGGAAUGCGAAUGUCCCCUUUGCAACCCUGUUCUGGGGCAUCAGCCUUCAGCAUCAUGGGAGUGUGACACCUUCUGGCUCUGUGUGACACGUAGGCAGCUGUGUGAUGGGUGGGAUGUGGAUGUUACUGCCCCAAAACAUCCCUGCUCCCUCUAGCUUUCCCAGCUCCUUGACUUCUCCUUUUCUGUGCCACAUUUUGUGUAACUCCCAAGAGAACUGAACUAGUCUGUGUGCCUCUUAUACCCAGCUGUACUGUUUAAUAAAGAACAAGAGUGAAUCUUA